Medioppia subpectinata is the source of this 180-nucleotide messenger RNA. The record is from the annotation of a GenBank genome assembly. Lineage: Eukaryota; Metazoa; Arthropoda; Arachnida; Sarcoptiformes; Oppiidae.
AUGCUCGCAAAUAUUGCGAUAACCAAUUCAAUUGAAUUAUCGGCAAAAGUGAGAAUAAUAUCUGAUUUAUUGAUCCCCUUCUCCAACAAAGCCAUCGCCAAUGCAUUGGAUUUUGUGAUCAACUCUUUUACUGUCAAUUUUGUGUCCGAAUUGGCCUCAAUCUCAAUAAUAAUAAUAUAA